AUGGCUUUUUUGUUUGAGGAAGACAGAGGAUUAACUUAGACUAAGGAUCCUUAUCCACAUUUAGGGCCUGGAGUUUAUAAGAUUCCUGAGAAUUAAGCAAAAACUGCUUAUGCUCCUUUUCUUUCGACUGGAAAGAGAUAAGCAGAGAUGACAAAUAAAUAGAAAGAGUUAUUUCCUGGUCCUGGCUAAUAUGAAGUAUAACUAAACAUGGGUGAUUCUGGAGUACAAGCUUACAUGAAUAAAAGCACUAUAAUAGUCAAAGUUUAAGGUAAUGGAAGUAGUUGUUUCAAAAGUGGAAUAGAGAGAUUUUAAGAGGAUAAAAAAGUUAAAGAAGUAUUUAGUAAUAAUAAAUUCAGAUUCCUGGUCCUGGGCAUUAUGAUACUGCAAAAAAUAACUGUUAAAACAAAUAAGUUGGUUUACUGCAAAAUUAAAAAUUAGACGAUAUUAGAAAUUAAAAUUUCAGAAGAAGAAUUAAUUCUAUUCCUGAACCUAAAACAUAGAUAGGGAUGGUUUAUGAAGAUAUUGAAACUUUAGCUUAACAUUAAAAAUAAAUUUAAGAUCAAAAGAAAUAAAAAGUUGUAGGGCCAACUACUUAUGAGACUUAAUAAUCAAAAUAAGUAAAGGGUAUUUCUUGGGAUAAAAGUAUAAAACCAAGAUUUUAAUAAGAAUAAUCUACAGAAAUUGGACCUGGAAAAUAUAAUAUUUGUGAUGAAAAGAAAAAGAAAAAUAAAUCUCCUGCUUUUUUAUCUGAAACAGUUAGAUCUUAUUAUGAUAAAUUGAUAUAUAAGACAAAUAGAGAAAUUAAUGCUGGAUUAAGAAAAUAAAUAAAUUAUAAAGAUUAAUAUUCCCCAGGACCAGGUUAAUAUAAUGAUGGUAGAGUAUCAAUAAAAGUGUAAAAAAAAGCAAAAGAAUUUUAAUUUUUUGGUUCAUCUUUAGAAAGAUUUAGAUAAAACUAAGAUUAAUCAGUUGGUCCAGGAGAUUACAGAAUAGAAGAUUCUUCAUUUGAUUAAUUAGUAAAGAAAAAAAAUUAUACUAAUGCUACUUUUUUAAGUUCAACAGGAAAAGGAGAUUUAAUUAAUUAAGAUGAAUAAAAUCCAGGUCCAGGAACAUAUUAUGUCUAAAAUGAUCUUUAUACAGAUUUAAUUCGUAAAUAAGACAAAGGUGCAAGUGGAUAUUUAGGUGGUAAAGAAAAAAGAUUUUGUGAAAAACCACCACUAUGUAAAGCUGGUCCAGGAAGUUAUGAUAUAACUAAAGGAGAAAAAAAGAGAGCUGUAAGUUCUUGUUUUAAAUCAUCAUCUAAAAGAGAUGCUAUAAACAAAAGUUGUGGUCCAGAUAUUGGACAAUACAAAUUAGAUUAAGAAACUAUUGGAUAUAAAAUUUAAAAGUAAUUAAAAUUUUUAAAGAAUCUAUCAAAAAUUGAUGUCUAAAAACCUGGAUUUGAUUGUGCUGAACCUAGAUUUAAAGAAAAUUAAGAAGCUAUCUAAAAUAUAUCAUUUACAGAAUAAAAUUAAUAUCCAUCAGCAAAUUUUAAACAAGUAACUGCUCCAUUUAAAUCAUAAUAACCUCGACUAGCAUAUAUUAGCAGAUAAUUUACACCCGGAGUUGGUAAAUAUUAGGUAGAAUCUAAUAAUUGGAAAAUCAAUAGUUUUAAUACACAUUAUAAUAAAUUGUUAUCAGAUUCAUGA
Messenger RNA from Paramecium sonneborni, 1685 nucleotides. Lineage: Eukaryota; Ciliophora; Oligohymenophorea; Peniculida; Parameciidae. The record is from the annotation of a GenBank genome assembly.